This is a messenger RNA of Indicator indicator, 4368 nucleotides long. RefSeq names its product KN motif and ankyrin repeat domains 3 (gene KANK3). The record is from RefSeq and is a predicted model, not a curated record. Bases 77 to 2959 code for a protein of 960 amino acids. NCBI's taxonomy places the organism in Eukaryota, Metazoa, Chordata, Aves, Piciformes, Indicatoridae. Gene Ontology annotation, cellular component: cytoskeleton; cytoplasm. Gene Ontology annotation, molecular function: protein binding. Gene Ontology annotation, biological process: negative regulation of actin filament polymerization. The transcript has 11 exons.
CUGGGGCCCGGCUGCAGCCCAGACGCCCGGGCGGUGAGGUUGAUGAUCCCCUAGUCAGCAACAUCCUGGGGAGAAGAUGGCUCAGCCUGCACCCCUGAACCAAAACCUUCCAGAUCUCGGGGGCCCAUUCUUGUACCGGGACCAGGACGAUGGGGAGAAGAGCUCCUACUCACUGGAGACUCCCUACGGCUUCCUCCUGGACCUGGAUUUCCUGAAGUACGUCGAUGACAUCCAAAGUGGCCAAACGCUCAGGAAGGUGCCACGCAGGGCCAGAGGUGCCCGGCAGCCGCCCAACGCCCUGCGCAGCCCCAUCAGCCAUGCCAGUGCCUGGACCUCCACUGAAUCCCUCACCUCCAUGGCCAGUGAGGAUGGAAGGGCAGCAGUGCUGCUGUCCCCACACAGCCAGGGGGCCCCGAGCAAGCCAACCUCCCACCCUGUCUCGCCGCCGCUGCCGGUGCGGCUGCUCCCUCCUCCCACCCGCAAGGGCCUCGUGCGAAACCCGCGGGUGGAGAAGACCCUGCUGGAGACAAGCCGGAGGCUGGAGCAGGAGCAAGGCCACUUGCAGGACUUCAGUGGUGCCUCCCGCAGCAGCCCGAGCCAGCAGCUCCCCUGGGCGCUGGUAGGCACGGAGGGGCAGGUCGGCUGGGGCCAGGCGAGCCCUGGCAGCUCAGGGCACAGCACCCCGGCGGUAGGGCUCAGCACUGCACCCCUGCACCAUGUGCGGGAGCAGAUGGCUGCGGCCCUGCGGCAGCUGCGGGACCUGGAGGAGCAGGUGAAAGUCAUCCCCCUGCUGGAGACACAGAUCUGUGAGCUGAAGAGGGAGAAGGCAAAGCUGAUGGAGAAGCUGUCGGCAGAGCCCAGCGAGGCUUUCGGCCAUCCCCCUGGCUCCGAGGCAGUGGCAGGGGGUGAGGAGCCAGCCCGAGCAGGGCUGGAGGGUGAAGUGGAGCCAGUGAAGGGGCGAGCGAGCAAGAUCGCAGAGCUGAGGAAGCUGACGGAGAAGCUGGCAGUGCCAGAGAGGGCUGGCCGGGGUUGGCCCAGCAGGAGCCCCAGGGCCGCCGAGAGACUGUGCCGCUCUGUGGCGGUGGGUGAGGACCGUGCCAUGGCUGAUGUGGUCUUCUACUACCGGUCCCAGCAGGAGGGCAGCGAUGUGGUUGACAGCAGGGAGAGGGAGCGCAAGGAUGCGUCCGUCUGGGUGCUGGAGUCCUCACUGGGGCUGUCCAGCGAGGCAGAGCAGGAGCUGGAGCUGCUGCAGCAGACAGUGGGGCACCAGAAGGAGGUAAUUGCCCUGAUGGAGGGGCACCUGCAGGAGGCCACGCGGGAGUUGGAGGAGCUGCGGCUGGAGGUGUGUGCCCGUAGGCCCUGUGGGCAGGCGGACAAGGAGGUGACAGCCAAGCCACAGGUGGCUGAGGUGCUGGUGGAGGCUGCAGUGGCGAUGCAGAGCCGGGCGGCCGGAGACACCCUGCAGACGGCGGAGGCAGGUGUGGAGUGCUGCCCACAGACUGCCUGCAUCGGGGUGGGCUGCCACCCCCAGGGGCACGACGUGGCCGUCGGACCGGAUUCGGUGCCCAGGGGUGAAGACAAAGGCAGCCAAACAGAUGUGUGCAGCAGCCAGACCGACAUGGGCAGCACCGUCCCAGCAGGCGAGGAGGCAGAGCCCAGUGCAGGCCAUGCCCUGAGUGCCUCCUUGGUGCAGGCUGCAGGAGAAACAGGGGGGAUGUGCCAGAGCAGCCCAGCCCCCAGGCCAGCCAUGCCAGACAUGAUGCCCAGUGGCUGUGACCCGUGCCCAGGGCAGGAUGGCAGAGCUGCUCCGAGCCCUGCAGCUGGAGCCCUGAAGUCCAUCAUGAAGAAGAGGGAUGGCCCUCCCCGGAGUGAGGCCGAGGGCAGCAAGAAGAGCCUGCAGUUCGUGGGCGUGCUGAACGGGGAGUACGAGAGCACAUCCAGCGAGGAGGAGGAGGAGGAGGAGGAGGAGGAGGAGGAGGAGGAGGAGGAGGACAGCUCCUCUGAGAAGGCUUCGGCUGACAGCUCCAACAGCGAGGAGCAGGACACGGAAACCACAGAUGAGGAGGCUGGGGAAGGCAAGCCGGAACCAGGACAGGAGUGUCAGGGGGAUGCAGUGACCCUGCUGGAGCCCCCUGAGGUGAAGGAGAAGUUUGAGCUGAGCCCCAGGAUGCGGGAGGCCUGCCUCAUUGUUAAGACACACCUGGGCCAUGCUGGUGCCACCAAGAGCAAAGAGGUGCUCGCCAGCAGCAGCUUGGUGCUGCAGGAGUGGUUCCGUCUGUCCAGCCAGAAGUCCUCCGUCCCUGACACAGUUGCCAACCACCUGCUGGCCUUCGCCGAGCUCUCUCCUGCUCUCCUGACCCACGUGGUGAACCUGGCAGAUGGCAAUGGCAACACAGCUCUGCACUACAGUGUAUCCCACUCCAACUUCCACAUUGUGCAGCUGCUGCUGGACACAGGGGUCUGUAAUGUGGACCACCAGAACAAAGCUGGCUACACAGCUCUCAUGCUGGCAGCGCUAGCAGCUGUCGAGCAGGAAGACGACAUGAACGUGGUCAGGAGGCUCUUCAGCAUGGGCAACGUCAAUGCCAAGGCCAGCCAGGCUGGGCAGACCGCGCUGAUGCUGGCUGUCAGCCACGGCCGGCAGGAGAUGGUGGCCGCCCUGCUGGCCUGCGGGGCCGACGUCAACCUGCAGGACGAGGAGGGCUCCACGGCUCUGAUGUGCGCCUGCGAGCAUGGCCGCACCCACACCGUGAAGCUGCUGCUCGCCCAGCCUGCCUGCGACGUCUCCAUCACCGACACCGACGGGAAUAACGCCGUGGCCAUCGCGCUGGAGGCUGGGCACAGCGACAUCGCUGUGCUGCUCUACGCCCACCUCAAUGGCACCAAGGCACAGCCUCCACAGGGGAUAUCUCCAACAGCCCUGAAGAGCCCAGGCAGCCCCAAGACAGCAGAUCAGUAACCCUGGGAUCCAGCCAGGUGCCAGUCAGCAUCAUCAGCACUGGCCUGUAACUGAUGUCCCCUCACCUGCCACUCCUGUGCAUGCUGAACUGCUCCCUGCACUGCAGAUGCUCCAACCCCCCUGUCACUAGGAGCAGGCCUCCUCCCAGGGCCUCACUUGCCUGUCUGUGCUGCUGACAGCAGCCCAGGCAUGGCCACCUUGCUCCACCAAGGGACAGAGAAGCCAAGCAUCAAGUGACCUCGGCAUGGGGUGUGCCCCAUCCCCUCUGCUCCCUGCUGUCACCACUGGAGCUAUGCUGGCAGGGCCCUCUGUGAGUCCCUAACGCACUGGAACACAGAAAACAAACCCAACAGCACUAGCUCCUGGUUUCUGCUCUCAGCAGCCCCUGGCAGCUGUGGGGCAGUGGAGCUGGUGGCAGGGGGCAGGGCUGUGGAAGGUCUGCACCAGCUCAGUGUCCCUGGGGAAGCCAUGCCCAGCAGGCAAGAGAGAGGGGACACAGCAAGCUGCUUCCUGGUGCCUUGGACAUGGUCUGGGAGCAAUUCCAGACUGAAAUACUUGCCCUUCUUUUCCGGCAUUUCCUUUCCUGGAUGAAAUCUGCAUUUUUUUCCUAGCACAUGCACACAAAGUGAUAAAAACCCAACCCAACCAUAUAUUACUUAGUCAAAGGAUGGAGUUCAACAUGGAAUCACUUGGUGAUGUCAUCUGCUGAGCCAGGAACACUUCUGGGCACUCAGGGCAGCAGCGAAGCUAACAGGAGGAGGCCACAAGCCACGGACAGAGACUGCCCAGCCAACACCUGACGCAGGGAGCAGAGACCUUGUCCCAGGGGGAAGGACAGAAAUUAGCUGCUCAGUAUAAAUAGAGUCUCAGAGCCACUGACUGUGAAGGCAACCAGAGCCCAAACCCUUCCCAAAAGUGAGGAGAGCAUCUGAGGAUAGCUCCAGGAAAAAAAAAGUGGCAAGAAGUGCUGAGGGAGCCCAGGGCCUGCAGAGAGGGAUGUGUAUGUCGCAGAUGUGUGUGUGCACCAGGCAGGGUGAGAGCAGGCAAGGUAAGGAGCAAGGACCAGGAAGAAAGAGAAAAAAAGCUUCUGCAUGUGAAGUCAGCUCUGUUCUGAAACCUUCACAAAGCCAAUGUGUGGCACAGCCCCUCCCCCUUCUGCUCUGUGGCCCAGCCUCCUCCCCCACCAUCACUUCUGCCCCACCUAGGCCUGGUCUGGGCCAUGCUGCAAGCUCGGAGAUGCUCCCCAGGAAACUUGGUGUGGGCUGCACACUGCUGACCUCGCAGUGGGGCUGCUUCAGCUUUGCACUGAAGUUAAUCUACAAUGCUCACAGCCACUCCCUAGUACACUACUCUAUGUAUUCUGUACUCGCUGCUUUGGUCUCACAGGUUUGUUUACUGAUAUUUUAAUA